CGCCGGGCCGGGGCUGUCUGGUGCCUGCCUGCCUGCCUGCCUGCCUGCCGCGAGGACCGGCCCUUCGCCCACCCGUCCGCCUCCCCGGCGCUCGACUUCGGCCAGGCAGCCGGGCCAGAGGAGGGCAGGCGGGCCUCACCUGCCGAGCGCGCGCGGCGGUCCGGAGCCCCUUCCAGUGCUGAACGGGGGUUAAUGGAGAAGAGGUCGAAUGACAGCCGGAACUGUGGUCAUCACAGGCGGAAUAUUAGCAACUGUCAUCUUACUUUGUAUCAUAGCUGUGCUGUGCUAUUGUAGGCUUCAGUAUUACUGCUGCAAGAAGGAUGAAUCAGAAGAAGAUGCAGAUGAGCCGGACUUUGCUGUGGACUCCCAUAUCCCUCCGCUCCAUUGCAACCGCAAUGUGGCACUGACGAACGGCCCUUCCUUGUACCAUUCUUCCCCCUACAAGAAGCACUCCCAGUGCCGGACAGUCUGUCCUAGCUGCUCCCAUUUUGAGCCACCCACGUUCUUCCUGCAAGAGCCAGAAGAAGAAGAGGUCCGAAAUGGAGGGGACCGCAUCAACUACAAGGCCAUCAGCCAGGAGGACCUGGGACUGCCCGUCAACCUGAGUGGCCUCCAAGCCCUCAAUCCCAACCGCCUGUCAGCCAUGCGGGAAGCCUUCUCCCGCAGCCGCAGCAUCAGCACCGAUGUCUGACGCGGCGGCCACCCGGAGGGCGGUGGAUGUUUUUCUACCUUUGUGCAGCUUUUCAAAACAGCGUCACUCUUUUUCAUGAAGAAAAUAUCUGAGAUGUCUUUUAAACUGAUGAAUGUAUUUAUAUGUUAUUACAUAUAGUUCUAUGUAACAAAUUAAUAAAACAUUGCUUAAAGGGAUGGGAAGGGGGGGAGAAUGCCAAUGGGGGGUGGCUGUGUAGGUUUUCUAAAGCUACGCAUUGGAACUGAUUUUUUAAAAUUAUUCUAAAGAUAAGAUUUUGAUACUGGGCCUCCUUUUGUAUGCAAAGAACACCGCCCACCCCUCUUUGUCCUGCCUGAAGCCCGGGGUGUGCCUGGCAUGCCUGCUUUGCUGGGAAGGAGGGAUGAGGGUUAGCUCCUCCUCCAGCUGCCAUGGCACACCAGCCUUGCCACCUUCAGCUCAAGACGUGCUGAGAGCAUCAUGUUGCAGCUUCCCUACUAUCCUAGGCCAACUUCCUGGGUGACCAGAACAAGCUCCCAGUUUAUCUCGUGUCACAAAAGAUUCCCCUCCCCCCCCCAGACCUUUUUCCAUUUCACUGAGCCUCCUGGGAGUAGAUUCUCAAUAGGCGGGAAGAAAGUGACGGAAGCCGGCAGCAGCAGGGCUCUUGGGCAGCCGUAGGUGGCAGAGGCCGGAGCAUCUUCCUGGGGGGCCCUCACACCCCUUGUGGGUUUAGUUCUUGUAGCCCCUACAAAACCACAUCCCACUUAGCUUGAACCUUCAUUUAGCAUCGUCUGCUCCCAUCUUUAAAAAAGCAAGUUAUUGCUCUAUUUUGUUAAGUAUUGUUUGUAGGGGGGGCAUAUACUUUACAUGUGUAUGGCCCAUUAUGUAAGCAAGGGGGAAAAGGCCCUCCUCAAGGAGCUUGCAAUUCAAACAAAAAUAGCCUCCAAUAAAAUGUAUUAUAAUUUUAGCACUGUAAGACUGAAGAAAUCUUUGUUAAUUAGUCAUAUGAGUUUUAAGUUGACUGAUGAAUAGAUUACAUAUGCAUCGGAGUAAAAAGCAGCAGAAGGCAUGCUUUGCCCUGAGAGGACGUCCACUUGUAUUCCCUCGGAGGUGAGAUCCUGAGGAGGGCCUUUCCUGCAUGACGUUUGCUCUCUGCACCUUUUAAUGUUAUCGUUAUCAUACAUACAAAAAUACAUGUAAGAAUAGAAUAGAAUAGAUCAAAGAGCCACAAAUUUACAACAUGGUAAAAAACACAAUUGUAUAAUGUCAGGAUAUUGUUCAUUCCCCAGUGAAUUUAUUACUCUGUGUAUACUAUUUAAGAGCAGGUAGUAAUCAUUGGACAUUAGUGCAAUCUCCAAAACCCUUCUGUACCAGUCUAUUGCCCCCUCCCAAAAACAUUUAUGUACUUUCCCCAAUAGGUACACUUAUAUCAGCUUCUGCAAUGAAGUACAACCUAAUUUCUGAAUCUUCAACAUGGAUUCUUGAUUUUAGCCACUCUAACAUCAUAACCUUAGGAUUUAUCAGAAGAUUAUAUUGUGUCAUUUCCAUAAUUAGCCAAAAUUCUAGUAGCUCUCCCUUAUAUCUGCUGAAAUUAAAUUGGAGAAGGCUAUAGUCCAAAUCCAUUUCCAGUCUUCAGAUGAUAUAACUACCCUCAAAUCUCCAUCCCAUUUUCUUUAAAGAUUGACAGGUUCUGCUCAAGUCUCAGCUAAAAGUCUAUAAAUCAGAUUUAAUCAAAUCUAAAUCAAAUAAUUAAAAUCAGUCCUUUUUUAGUAGUAUUAUCUACAGUUUUUAGAAAUAUUUACUUUUUUCAAAAUGCGUAGUUUAAAAAAAGUGUUAACAGUUACCUGAGGGUGCCUUUUUAGGCAAUGAAAAGGUUUUUUAAUGGAUUACUUUAGCUCAGUUAACCCUUACCUUACAGCCCAGAUUCUAGCAUAAUUCCAAACUGAAGGUGCAAGGAAAGCGGUGAUAAGCUCGCACCACCACAACUCCUCCUGCCUGUGUUUAGCUCCAUCAGAUGCUAACAUAUGUUUAUUAGAUGCAUCCCACCAGAAAUGCAUGCAGAUCGGGUGGUAGUCAGAUCAGCUAUCUUCCUUCUUCCCUUUUUCAGAUGCUAAUUUGGUCAGAAAUUCUUCUGCCAGGUUCAGCUCAUGCUUCUCAAAAAGAAGAGAGGAAGAAUUCAUGUGUGAUACUCUGUGAUAUUGAUUCAUUGUUUGCAGCAAAGAUUAGACUGUUAAAUGUCACUUGCAUUAACCAACGAGAGAGAGAUGCAUGUGGAAGCAAGUUUCCUUGCAUAGAGACCCCUUGCUGGAUUGGGACCGUAUCCACUGAGCAGAGCAACCAACUUGGAACUCUGGAAAGGGGGGAUUUGGGUCAAAUGGAGUAACACUGAGAAUAAUGGAAAGUCAUUUUGGUUGACUGCGGAUUUUUCAUAACUCGUGUUAGGACAUCUCAAAUUAACCAGUUGUGUAAAUUAUGCCCCCUUGGGCAACAGGAACUUUUAAUCUGGCUUUCAAGUUGUUAGGGCAUUUGCAGAACAGAAAUACAACAUAAUCAACAGUUGAGGUAUUCAAUGAAAACAGAUACGAUAAGGUAUGGUAGCCAAAAAUUUGAAAACUAGCAUAGAGCCAAACACAUACACGAAAUCUUUCUGAAUUGAAGUGUAAGUAAUUAACAUGCCAUUUUUAGCAACGUUGAACUACCCAGCUGAAGCAUGUCUACAUCAACAGAUAGUACCCAGUAACCUAGGCUAUACUCCCUGUCCCUUAUCAAGGUAUCUCUUUGAGCUUUUUCUUAUGACGCAGCCCUAUAAUCGCAGAAGAAGACUCUCCCAGUGGGCAAAAUUUAAUGUCAUAGAUGUGCACCAAAUCAUGUUGCUCUCACAGCUGUUGGACAGCCUUUCUUAUUUAGCCAAAUCUUACCCCCCCACACACCUCAGCUACAAUAAAGAGCUUGACCACAGGACCAGUUCUUUGCCUUUUAGUUAAAAGUUGUUCUUAUCUCUCCAACCAAGCCAAGAGACAUUGGCAAAAAAAUAAAGAGGGCAGCUGGCUUACCUUAAGAACGUGUUGUUGUGGAGGUGUACAAAGAACUUUUUUCUAUUUUCUCAGCAACCUUGUAUGAUUUCUGGACUAAAUGCUCAGUCCAGCAAUUGCUGAACAGCAUUGUAGCUGCACACUCAAGUUGGUGGCUUCACGACACAAUUCUGUUAACAGGUUGUGUACAGGGGGUGGGGGAGUGCUGCUAUAAGACUGCAAAAGAUCUGCUGCAGCCUUGCUGCGAACCUUCGACAUUCAUGUGUUUGCUAAAUUGUUGGGCAUUGUUUUCAUAGACAAGUUGAUUAUUUUACAGCUCAAUUGCUUAAACAUUAGUGGCAUUUCUGGGGCUGGAGUGAUGAGUAUUUUUUCCUGUUUUUAUUCAUAACUAAUUUCAGUAUCUUACCUGGGUUGUGUCCAAUUUGGAGGCGCAUAAUUCGGGGUGGGGGGAGCGUGCCCAGUUUCUGUUGCUGUGUUUCGCUGGAGAUUGGUGUUCAGUCUUUGAUGUGAUCUGAUGUAACAUCAGCCGCUUCUGCAGAAUACUGGGUCAAUUUUGUACAAUUCUUAAAAUUUGCGUUUGUUUCAAUGGCAUUUAAAAGAAACUUAUGGAUUUGUUGCAGUUUGUGAUUGUGUUUAUCUUCCUAUUUUUCUCUCACUUUUUUCUAGUAUGUAUUUUAAAUUCCAUCUCAUGAGUUUUCAUUCACCUUCCCAUGUGGUAAACUUGUACAGGACUUAUAAACUCUGAGAAAAUAAAAUAAUGAUAAACUUUA
Messenger RNA from Eublepharis macularius, 4469 nucleotides. It is a transcript of the gene FAM163B, whose product is annotated as family with sequence similarity 163 member B. Bases 209 to 691 code for a protein of 160 amino acids. Lineage: Eukaryota; Metazoa; Chordata; Lepidosauria; Squamata; Eublepharidae. The record is from RefSeq and is a predicted model, not a curated record. The transcript has 3 exons.